Molecule: messenger RNA, 1291 nt
Organism: Oppia nitens
Lineage: Eukaryota; Metazoa; Arthropoda; Arachnida; Sarcoptiformes; Oppiidae
Gene: mEFTs
Product: elongation factor Ts, mitochondrial-like
Exons: 1
Coding region: 163-1236 (357 amino acids)
Biological process (GO): mitochondrial translational elongation
Cellular component (GO): mitochondrial matrix
Molecular function (GO): protein binding; translation elongation factor activity
Source: RefSeq, a predicted model, not a curated record
GAAAAACAUACAAUAAUAGCAAACACGUGAUAACAUAAUAAUGUUAUACAUAUUAUAAUGAAAACAAUUACUUAUUGAUUGUAUUUAUAUUUAUUAUAAUUAGUUUGUAAAUUGCAAUCCUUGUAAUCACCGAAAAGAGCGUCAAAUUGUUGGUCAACGGCUAUGUUAUCCUUUAAAUUAUUUGGACGUUUGUGUCACACAUCGGGAACAUCGCGAACCAUUCCAUUGAUGAUGCAAUGCAGUGCCCGAAUGGCCAGCACUGACUCACCGAUGGCUACAUUGCGACGACGGACGGGCUAUGCGUUCAGUUUGUGUCGACAAGCACUGGAACUUCACGGCCAAGACCUGACCCGAGCUGAACAAUGGCUGAAAGCCGAAGCGGCCAAACAAGGUUGGGAACGGGCACAGCGUGUGGCACAGAGAGCUACCGGUGAUGGACUGGUCGGUGUGCUGACCCAAACGUCUACUACUACUGGUCAGACGCCAUUGGCCGCUAUGAUUGAGGUAAAUUGUGAGACUGACUUUGUGGCCCGCAAUGAAUUGUUUAGCCAAUUAACAACUCGUUUGUGUCACCAAUUGGCUAACCGUUACGCUACUACUGGUGCUACACAACACACUGAUACCGAUACAUUGGUUAGUCGAGUCAGAUUGAGUUUAGAUCAGUUGUUACAAUUGUCACCCGAACUAGUAGUCGAAGCCAUCGGCAAAUUAGGCGAAAAUAUACGGUUAACCAAAGCUUGUCUAAUAAGCGCCGGUAGUUUAAAUGAACCCGACGUACAUCUAAUUGGUUAUACUCAUGCAGUCGGAGGUAAAGCCCAAUCAGGUAACGAAGCGGCCAUUGAAACCAUAUUGAAUGAUAAAUCGGGAGCUAUCGUACAAUUGGGAAAGUAUGGAGCGAUUGUUGUUUUAAAAUGCCAUAAAUUAGUCAAUGAAUCGGGCGAUGAUGUAACCAAAAGUGAUGCCGAAAUACAAGAGAUCGGUAAACAACUCGCACAACAUAUUAUUGGCUUAAAGCCCAAAACUAUUGAAGCCGUGGCGCGGGUUAAAAGUGAGACAACAACUGAUAAUACAGAGUUAGGACCGGAGGCUUACGAUAUGGACGGCAGUCGCGAAUCAGAGGCACUUCUUGAGCAACAGUUUAUCUUUGAUGAAGACCUAACUGUUGGCCAAUAUCUGAAGGACCAUAACAUUAAAGUUUUAGAUUUUGUGCGCUACGAGUGCGGUAUUGAGGACUGACACAACUUUUACCAUUAAUUUCGACACAACUAUUGACUAUUAAUAUAUUAAUUUU